UAUUAUUUUGCAUUAUAGAUUUACCACAUUUAUUUGUGGAAAUUUUAAUAUACUCUUAUAUUACUAGUAUACAUUUAUACUAAUGUUUAUUUGAAUUUUUGCUUUAUUCAUUUAUGCAAUAAUCACGAAUCUUGACAGUCGAUUACAGUAUUUGGUACGUACUGCUAUUAGUAUAUAAGUUUAGAAAAUACGUGGUUGAACUGGGGUGUCGGAGGUGCUCUCUAGUUUAGAAUUUUGUACUCUAGUGGUAUGUGUUGCUGUCUAUGUUUGCUUACUUAAAAUAUAGGUAAUAGGGGCAGGCAGAUAGCAUUCUUUUUUAAGCGAAUGUGUAAACUUUAAUUUUAAGUUAGCAGGACUCGGAAACGGCACUGGGUUUGUUUCCCUUCAGGAGUGGAAGUUCCCGCUUCUGGGUUUAUACAAAAUUAUCAGAAAUUAUAUAUUUUAAUUCUAUUACAUUUACUUCGCAAAUUUAUUUUGUGAUAAUUCUGUAAUAUUUUUUAUAUAUCAUGAUUCAAAGGAAUUUUGCAAUCUUUCGAAAAAUUCAUUUCUAUUUCGAUUCUAUUUCAAAUGAGAUAAAGUCUCUAACAAUCCCUUAAAUAAAAAGAUAAGCUUUAGGUAUAUUAUUACAUGUCAGUAGCUGUAUUAAGAUAUUACCAAUUACACAAUAACAAAAUAAUAGUUUUUUAAGGCCUUUAGAGCUUUAAAGUCUUAAUUAGGCCUGCUUUAGCAAUCAAGGGAUGAAUUUAUUCAUUUUGAAACGAACUAAUGUUUGUAUCGAAUUGUACGAUCAAUUUCGGGCAAAUGUGAGAUAUGUAAUAGUUAGUUGGUGGGCAUACGAGGUUAGAAGCAACUGCCAGGCGUACUUUUUUUAUAGGUGAGCUGUUUCUGGCAAUCAACUGCAAUUCUCUAAAAGGAUGCAAUGCCAAUAAGAAACCACUGUAAGGGGUAUCGCACUGCAAUCGGCAUAAACUUGUCUGCUGCGUAUGAUGCCAUCAAACGCGUGGGCGUAUGAAUUGUUUGAUUAUAUACAGAUGUUCGUUUAUUUUUUGGCUACGAAAACAACGCAAAUUGUUUGACACACAUAUCUUAAGGAUUCGAGUUUUCAUGAUAAUUUGCGUUAAUUAAUUUAGAAUCAACACAAUCGGCUUCACAAAAUACAUAUGUACAUAUAUGUAUAACUAUAAUAUCUAUAUUUUAAAUCUUUUGAUUUAAUAUCUAAUGUAAUAACGCUAAAUAUUUUAAGCGUUCUAGUUCUUAUUGUUAAUAAACAAAAGGUUUAUUAAAACAAUAAGAAGAAAUAGUAUUAUGAUUUUUCGCCAUAUCGAUUUCGAUAGAUUACGUUUGCGUCACAAGUUUGCGAUUUGUUUCGCAAAGUAUCUAGCGUGCAAUGGAUCUCAAUUAAGCAUUGCUAUAUAGUCUCUUUGAAUUGACAGAUGAUUGGUAAUGAUCUAUUAACACUGAUAAAAAUGUCUCAGCGUUGCUAUUAAUUAGUUUACGAACGCUCACCAUCGGUAUAACAUUUUCAUCGGUAGAGUAAGUUGACAGGCGUAUAUUUGUCUCUUCGGAUAAUCGGAUCGAUCAUUCGGUAUCUCGCUUCGGUGAUACUUGCUUUAAUAUCAUUAUCAAACUCCUGAUACCUAUAUACAUUAGUGCGUAUAAUCAUGUGGGCAGAAAAUGAAGAAAUGCAAGAAAUUGAUCUCAGCAAGGAUCAACUUAAACAUCUUAAAAUGGCAUUCGACACAUUCGAUCCCGAAAAGAAAGGCACUAUUCAAACCUCGAUGAUUGGAACAAUUUUAGAAAUGUUAGGACACGAAAUAAGAGGUGUUAAUUUGCCAGACAUGAUCGCAACUUAUGACUUAUGGGGGACGGGAGAGUUAAAAUUUGACGAAUUCACCAAAUUGGCAUCUCGUUUUAUGGAAGAGGACACGGACACGGAAGCAAUGAAAGAGGAACUUAGGGAAGCUUUUCGAAUUUACGAUAAGGAAGGAAACGGUUAUAUUACCACCGAUGUCUUCCGAGACAUCCUUCAUGAGUUGGACGACCAACUGUCCCCGGAGGAACUUGACAUGAUUAUAGAGGAAGUGGACACUGAUGGAUCUGGCACACUUGACUUUGAAGAAUUCAUGGAGGUCAUGACGGGAUAAAUGAUGAGCUUCUCGUCAGAAUUAGCAACAUUCACCAAUGCGGACGAGAAGACCAAAAACAUCAUGUCAAGUGUACAUAUAGGGACAUGUCUGCUUUUUCGAGUGUAUGUGUGUACGCGUAUGAGUGUGCGUUCGGCAGCAUGUUCUUUGAUCAAAUUAUAUAUUAUAUAAAAUUUGAUUAUAUGCAGUUGAAGUCUGUGCUUUUUAAAAUUCCAGGAUUGAUUUUAGAGUUUUAACAAACUUCUUUUUUCAAAAGAUCUUGAAAUCGAUAGAAAUACAUCUUGAUGCAUUUAACAAAGUUGAAAUUUCAUGAAAUUCUAUAGUUUGAUCAAGAAACGUAUUUUGCUGAUACGCAAAACAAUCAUUAUAUAAAGUUUAUAGAAUCGUCUUCAAUUAAUGUAAACUUUUAUUUGAAUUUAAUAUGAAUUCUUAUCUAAAAAUAUAUAAACAAUUAUAAUGUGUGAAUUUAG
Polistes dominula (European paper wasp) is the source of this 2614-nucleotide messenger RNA. Its product is annotated as troponin C, isoallergen Bla g 6.0101-like. Gene Ontology annotation, molecular function: calcium ion binding. Gene Ontology annotation, cellular component: myosin II complex. The record is from RefSeq and is a predicted model, not a curated record. Lineage: Eukaryota; Metazoa; Arthropoda; Insecta; Hymenoptera; Vespidae.